Messenger RNA from Brassica rapa (field mustard), 2343 nucleotides. Its product is annotated as mitogen-activated protein kinase kinase kinase ANP1. Gene Ontology annotation, molecular function: ATP binding; protein kinase activity. Gene Ontology annotation, biological process: protein phosphorylation; signal transduction. NCBI's taxonomy places the organism in Eukaryota, Viridiplantae, Streptophyta, Magnoliopsida, Brassicales, Brassicaceae. The record is from RefSeq and is a predicted model, not a curated record.
UACAAUUUUUCCAAAAUUUUUUUGUUUGUAAAACUAUUUAUUAAAUUUAUUUUCAAAAAUAUUAAAAGGUGUUAUAGGAAAAUAUGACACAAAAUAUAGAUUAGUCUAAAGAGACAUAGUUACCAUUUUUUUGCUCUAAAAAAAACAGUUUUCCCAAAUUGUUUUCACCGUGCGGAUUAAGAUUUUUUAGAGAGGGUAAGAAAAUAAAAAAAAAAAUUGUCCAAAAGCAAAUUCGUAAAAUGAUUGAUCCAACGAUUAGAAUAUAUUGGAUUGUGGGAACAAAGGCAGUUUUUUUUUUUUUGAAAAAGACAAAGGCAGAUUUUGUUAUUUUCCUUUUUGCUUGGUGACUCCAUAAUUAUUUGUUUGUUGUGAAACAGAAAAAGGAAAUUGAAACUUGCAAAAAAGGAAAUUGAAAGUUGUCGGCGCGUUAUCCGUAUAUGUAUGUGUAUAUAUUUGUUGUGACGCUUUCUAAACAAACAUUAUUCGCUAAUUCUCUCAGAUUUCACUUCACUUAGGGUUUCUUUCUUCUAAGCUUAGAGAAUCCAUCUUCAACUGUUUGCAAUGGCAGGACCAGAUUUGUUCUUUGUUAAGCUUCUCGGCAAAGGUUCGUUUGGUUCGGUCAGUCUCUAUCAAGGCGUACGCUACGACGGCGCUAUGGUCUCCGUAGCCGUCAAAACCUCGGACAGUCAACAUGCGGAGUCUCUAUUCAGAGAGGUUCAAAUACUGUCUGAAUUCAAAGGGUGUCCGAGAAUCGUCCAGUGCUACGAGACAAGAGUGGAAGCAAGUCUCAACCGAUUUAAUGGUAGCGUGGAGUACAAGAUUCCCUUGGGGUACGCUCCUGGUGGAAGCCUGAUGAGUUUCAUCAAAAAAUUCAAAGACAAUAAGCUGCCUGAUCCUCUGAUCAGAGACUUUACUCGUAUGCUUCUCCAAGGCUUAGCCACGAUCCACGCACACGGUUACGUUCACUGCGACCUCAAACCAGAGAACAUCCUCGUUUUCCCUAGCUACGCCUACAAGAACGGCGCGUGGAGAUCUUCUUUCGAGUUGAAGAUUUCUGAUUUCGGCUUGUCGAGAAGGGAAGGAGACAGUAGCUGGUGGGAACCUAAUCAUCCGUUCGCGGGAACAUCGAUCUACAUGUCUCCGGACUCGGUUUCUUACGGAGAGACAGGGAAAGACCUCGACUUAUGGUCGUUGGGGUGCUGUGUACUGGAGAUGUACACUGGGGAGGGACCAUGGUGGCAUAAGCACUAUGAAGUGGAUGAUCUCAUGAAUGGCCAAGAGCCGCUGAUUCCGAGUUACCUUCCUUUCGAAGCAAAACUCUUUAUCAUGACAUGCUUUGCGCCGAGAACAAAAGAUGCGACAAGGUUGUUGAGGCAUAUCUUCGUGCGUGGAGACGAUGAGAAGAAGAUGACACAGCCUUCUCCUAUGAAUGAUAAUAGCAAAGCAAAAAUAGCUUUGCAACUGGCGAACUUUGUCAGGAACAAUGUUUCUAAACCCCAAAACAUUCGUGUACCUGCUGCUGAAGUCUUACCUGACAAGACCAUAAUGGCCUAGCUUUGCUCCCUGUUCCAAUACUUUUUCUUUAAUCAGUAGUUCAUCUCGUUUAUUUUAAUUGAUUUAGUAGAGAAUUGUGUAUAUUGACUUUUUGUCUACAAACCAAUCUGAUACUGCAUCUUUUCUUCUUCUUAUUAUAUAUAUAUAUCUUUUCUCCUUUGAUUAGUUGAAUUGAAUGUGUAUGUGUAUAAGUUCGCUUGGAGAUUGUUUAUUUCUUUAAAUUGUAUAACUUCCAUGAUUAUCUGUAAUCACACUUAACUUAAGUUUAUCCUAGCUUUAACUUGGAGGUAACAGAACUGUUGCAGGAGGAAUACUCAAUCAACUAUUUCUUUAAUGGGAUGUUGGCAAGUAGACUAAAAGUUGUAUAAUACAGAUUCAUAUUCAACUGUUGCGAAAAAUAACAAUUUUUGAGCAUUGAUAUAACAAUUUUCCAAAUUUGGGGUUUUGUCGUUUACAACAAGUCAACAACAUAAGUUACAGAACACCCUGAACAGAGUAAUUUUCACAAACUUGUGCGUAACCUUAAGAAGCAUCCAACUUUAUUUUGUCAUGAAACAACGAGAUGUACCUUAAGGUGAAUGAAACGGGUUGAUUUUUGGUAUACAGAAUGUUCUGUACUCAAAGUAGAACACAGUAUCUUCCAACAAUGCAUGAAUUUUUUUGCUGUAGCUAAUCCUUCAUUGGGCAUUAAAACUCUCUAUCCCCUUGACAUGGUUUAGAGGCAUGAACCUUUGCUGCAGCUAAUACUCAAAUGGGCAUAACCGCUUUAAACACAUGACCAAGAGAUCC